UCCUGUCUGUGGCCUGUCAUUCGGUGGUUCUCAUUCACACGUAUUAUUUUCUCUUCCAAUAUCUUCUUCUUCUUUCUUCUCCUCCUCCUCCUCCUUUCUGCCCCAGCAGAUUCAGAUUCUCUUCACUUUCUCCUCCCAAUAAAUCACUAAACAAAAGAAAGCUUAAAGGGUUCAGAGAAAAGGCAAAACAGAAAAGAGAGAUGUUAAGUCCACUGAGACUUUUAACUCCACUUAAUCCAACCUCAACACCCCUUUUCUCUUCUACUUCUUUUGAUUUUUCAUCUAAUUGUUACGGGUUUUCUGAAAAACCUGUUUUCAGAAAAUGGGGUUUAUCAAAGCAGAGAUCUUCUUCUACUUCAAAGUUUAAAUCAGGGAAUCUUAAUUCUUCAAACUUGUGGCUUUGCGGAUGUAUGAGAAGAGAUGAGGAUGCGAGUAGUUCGAAAAAUGAGGGGGACAGUGAAGUGCGGAUGUUUGGAUCUGAUGAAGAUUUUGCCACAAAAGUUCCUACUCAAGCUCAGACCAUGGUAGAAGGCUCAGGGUCAUAUAUGGUGUCUGAAUUCAAACCUUCCUCAGAUGUGGACUACUUGCAGGAGCUGCUAGCAAUCCAACAACAGGGUCCAAGAGCAAUUGGAUUUUUCGGGACACGAAAUAUGGGUUUCAUGCAUCAACAACUUAUUGAAAUUCUUAGUUAUGCGAUGGUUAUAACAAAAAAUCAUAUUUAUACAUCGGGAGCAUCUGGGACAAAUGCAGCUGUUAUAAGGGGUGCUUUACGGGCCGAGAGGCCAGAGCAACUUACGGUAAUAUUACCUCAAAGUUUGAAGAUGCAAUCUCCCGAGAGCCAAGAAUUACUAUCUAAAGUGAAAAAUGUGAUAGAGAAACCCCACAAUGAUCAUCUCCCUUUGAUAGAAGCUAGCAGAUUGUGCAACUGGGACAUCCUAUCAAAUGUACAACAAGUCAUUUGUUUUGCGUUUCACGACAGCCGCUUACUUAUGGAAACAUGUCAAGAGGCCAAGAACCUUAGAAAAAUCGUCACUUUGUUCUACUUAGAUUAAAAAACCUGAAAGUUCAAGAUAUUUAUACAUCACUUUAGAGAAAGAAAAUUGUGUCUUCUUCAGUUGCUAGUGUUCCUCUUCACCAAAGUAUUUGAAGUAAAUAUUGAAAUGGGCGAUAAACCGAAAAGAGAGGUCUCAAAUUCGAGGUUACAUCAUUGAAAAUUCGGGAAAAGAGCAGUCGAAAUAAUUGUUAUUAAUUGGAUCAUGAAUGAAAUUUUUAUUGCCUUGAAGAUAUAACAGCCUAUUUCAUGUUUUUGCUACUUGGAAAUUGAUUGUAAAUUUACACCACUCUAGUUUCUCCGACA
Messenger RNA from Papaver somniferum (opium poppy), 1357 nucleotides. RefSeq lists its product as uncharacterized. The record is from RefSeq and is a predicted model, not a curated record. Lineage: Eukaryota; Viridiplantae; Streptophyta; Magnoliopsida; Ranunculales; Papaveraceae. The transcript has 6 exons. The coding region runs from base 201 to 1052 and encodes 283 amino acids. Gene Ontology annotation, molecular function: S-adenosylmethionine-dependent methyltransferase activity.